Amborella trichopoda is the source of this 1497-nucleotide messenger RNA. The record is from RefSeq and is a predicted model, not a curated record. Lineage: Eukaryota; Viridiplantae; Streptophyta; Magnoliopsida; Amborellales; Amborellaceae.
AUGGCUUCUAAAGUUGUGGAACUUAAAGCCAUAUACUCGGCUUUCAUGCUUCAAGGGGCCCAAGUAUUCUCUAAGAUUGAUAUUUGGUCGGGCUAUUACCAAUUGCGGGUCAAGGACGGGGAUGUUCUCAAGACCACAUUCAGAACCCGAUAUGGCCACUAUGAUUUUUUGGUAAUGCCGUUUGGGUUGACCAAUGCCCCAGCUGUUUUCAUGGACAUGAUGAAUAGAAUUUUCAGACCUUUUCUGGAUACUUUUGUUGAGGUCUUCAUAGAUGAUAUUCUGGUGUAUUCCAAGAACCUAGAAGAGCAUGAACAACAUCUAAGAGUGGUGCUCCAGACUUUGAAGUCAGAAAAGUUGUAUACUAAGUUGAGCAAGAGUGAGUUUUGGCUUCAUAGAAUGGCCUUUAUUGGGCACGUUGUUUCUAAGGAUAGAGACGUGGUUGACCCUUGUAAGAUUGAAGUCGUGCUUAAGUGGGGAAGACCGACAAGCGUGACAGAGGUCCGCAAUUUUCUGGGAUUAGCAGGUUACUAUAGAAACUUUGUAGAAGGAUUUUCAAAAAUAUCACUUCCCCUUACUCGCCUAACCCAGAAGGAAGUAAAAUUUGUGUGGUCAGAUGAUUGUGAGAAAAGUUUUCAAGAACCAAAGAAGAGAUGGACUACGGCUCCGAUACUGACCUUACCCGAAGGAAAUGAGGACUUUACUAAUGUGGUAGUAGAUGCCUUAAGUAGAAAGCCCAUAGUAUCAAUGGCACAUCUAAUGGUUCGAGAGAUGAGAUUGUUAGAAGAUGGAAGCUGGGAUGAUCAUUUACCUCUAAUAGAAUUUGCUUAUAACAACAGCUUCCAAGCCAGUAUUCAGAUGGCACAUUUUGAGGCCCUGUAUGGGAGGAAGUGCAGGUCACCUAUCUGUUGGGAUGAGGUUGGUAAAAGGAGGCUUUUAGGGCCAAAUAUUGUUCAAGCGACCUCAAAAAAAGUUGCUUUGAUUCAAGAGAUGCUCAUGACAACUCAGAGUUGGCAACAUAGUAACGCCGAUAACCGAAGAAGAAACCUCGAGUUUGAGGUAGGCGAUCGAGUAUUUCUGAAGGUAUCGCUAACUAAGGGUGUUAUGAGGUUCGGUAAGAAAGGAAAAUUGAGCCCACGAUGUAUUGGACCUUUUAAAAUUCUAGAAAAAGUUGGAAGUGUAGUAUAUCGACUUGCCCUACCACCCGAGUUGGAUAACAUCCACGAUGUCUUUCAUGUAUCUCUGUUAAGGAAGUACCAGCCUGACCUGUCCCAUAUUCUGAGAGAUGAACUAGUUCCGAUCAGAGAAUACUUCACCCACAUCGAGCAACCUAUUGAGAUACUGAAUCGAAGAGUGCAAGUAUUGCGCAAUAAAGAAAUUCCUGUUGUCCGUGUUUGUGGCAAUACCAUUCACAAGAACAAUCGACUUAGGAAAUUUGAGAUAAAUAUCACUGUUGUGAGUUGCAGUGAAUUUUCAGAACUGAUGUAUAUCUUGUACUGA